Messenger RNA from Camellia sinensis, 1285 nucleotides. It is a transcript of the gene NFU2, whose product is annotated as NIFU-like protein 2. Gene Ontology annotation, biological process: iron-sulfur cluster assembly. NCBI's taxonomy places the organism in Eukaryota, Viridiplantae, Streptophyta, Magnoliopsida, Ericales, Theaceae. The record is from RefSeq and is a predicted model, not a curated record. Gene Ontology annotation, molecular function: iron-sulfur cluster binding; iron ion binding. Gene Ontology annotation, cellular component: chloroplast stroma; mitochondrion.
CUCAAAACGAAAUAGUGAACACCACCUAACCCAGAGAGAGAGACAGAGAGGGAGCGAACAGUCGAUUCCCCAAAAUUUGGAUCCGAUUAUUGUUUUGUUUUAUUGGUUUAUUUAUUGCACAGCAGCAUCUCAUCGUUCUUCAUCCCCUGCUCGAACCAAACAAACCCCUAGUAGAUUCAUCUGUUGGAGCUCAGAGAGAGAAACCGAGGGAGUGAGAGAGAGAUGCAGACUGCGGUGUUGAACCCAUCAUAUUCUUACUGCAGGGCCCAACAAACCCUAGAACCUUCUUGUUCUCUUUCCUCUCCAUCCACAACACCUUUCUUCCACCCCUCUUCACCCUUCAAGAACUCCAUCUUUGGCCCUCGAAUUUUUCUAUCUGGGAGAAGCAAUCUGGUGCAGCAGAGCUUUGCACGUUCCGUGCCCACUGGGAUACACAGGCGAGUUGUAAAGGCGGUUGCCACGCCAGAUUCAGCUGUGGAGUUGCCCCUAACUGCAGAAAAUGUGGAGAGUGUGUUGGACGAAAUUCGACCGUAUCUCAUUGCCGAUGGUGGUAAUGUGGCACUACACGAAAUUGAUGGCAAUGUUGUGAGGUUGAAGCUACAAGGAGCAUGUGGCUCCUGUCCAAGUUCUGUAAUGACUAUGAAGAUGGGAAUCGAGCGUCGUUUAAUGGAAAAGAUGCCUGAAAUAGUUGCGGUGGAACCAAUUGCCGAUGAAGAAACUGGCCUUGAGCUGAAUGAAGAAAACAUAGAGAAGGUCCUCGAAGAAAUAAGGCCUUACCUAGUUGGGGAAGCGGGUGGAUCUCUUGAACUGGUAGCAAUCGAAGAGCCAAUUGUGAAAGUUCGAAUCACAGGUCCAGCAGCAGGGGUCAUGACUGUUCGUGUGGCUGUCACACAGAAACUGCGUGAGAAAAUACCAGCUAUUGCAGCAGUUCAACUUUUGUAACACCCCAACUCUCAUACAGAAGAACACGUCGUAUCUUUGAUGAAUAAAGGGUGUUCAGAAAACAUGUCAUGAAUACUGAAGAAAAUGUUUGGUGCAGCAGCCACGUGAUGAGUAAACCACAUUUGACAGUUUGUAUAGUUCCAAACUUGUUGGGUUGCGAUGCUUUCUCUUCUUUGUGAUUGUAUAGGAUCUUUGUGAGGGACAAAUAUAUACAAUACAGAUAUGAACCUUUUAUCAUUUUAUCCCCAAACUUGUUGCAAUGCCCCAUUUGAUUUUGGAGAGUGUUUUUUCUCCAUGAUCCAAAUCAACUAUUGUGAUAAUGGCAUUAUUGUUGCCACAUUCA